AUGACUUACCUGAGUUUUCGGUACCAGGGAAUUCAAUUGCUGCGUGGUGUCAUCCCGUACAAUGAUCCUAACGGAGGUCAAAACGUCAUGCGUUUUAGUGACAUCUACAACAGCUUUCUUACGUUUUACCAGCUCUUUUCUACGGAAAAUUGGACCAAUGUUCUAUAUAGUGCAUUAAAUUACGAGUCCAUUGUUGGUUCUCCAGUCACCGCCGUAAUAGCAGCUCUGUUUCUCGUAGCCUAUGUCACCUUGUCAAAUUUCAUUCUUUUGAACAUGUUUAUUGCCGUCAUAGAGGAAAAUUUCGAGGUAGCCGAAAAGGAGAAGCACAAGAGGCAACUUGAAACCUUCCGUCGAAAUAUCGAUCCAUCAAAGAAAGAUGAUAUCGCACACCGAUGGAAUGUGUACAAAUAUUUUGAGGCGAAACCCAAGGCUCUGGUUGUUGAGUCUUUUCCGUCUAACCUUGUAUUGCAUGUUCAAAAGAAUCGCGUGAGAGACUUUCUCAAUUAUGGGUGUGAAAAGUAUUUCGGGAAAAAGGACUGCUUAGAUACAGAGUCUUUCGAUCGACCGGACAAUCUUGUUACGCGUAUCAACCGAUUUUUUGGCGUUGAAAUCGAGUCAGAUCAGAUUCCAUUACUUGAGCAAAUAGACCGGCAGCAGAGUCCUGAUGCUAAGGAUUCUCAGGGAGGAGGUGGUCUUCUCAUGGGUGAACAGGUCAAUGAUAAUUCAAUCGAAGCAUUCAUGGACGAUUAUAAUGAACGUCAGGCGUUAAAGGCAGAUUUUAUUGCGGCGCACCCAAAUUAUGAUGCAUCACUUUGGUUCUUCUCUCCUCGUAACAAGAUUCGACGAACCUGCCAGCUUCUUGUUCCAUCCAGUCAUGGAAAACGGAUUUAUGGCAUUCCUCAUUCGAAAGAAUUGAAUCUCGCAUUCAAAACAAUAAUCUAUUUGUGUAUCAUCACUAGCGUAAUCAUUGCUACAAUCGCAGUUCCGGCUUAUAUAAAAGAAAACUACGUUAACCUAGACGGAUCUUUUCCGAGGUACACCUGGUUUUGGUGCAUGGACGUAGCCCUGACCAUGGUGUUUACGGCAGAAUUUUUUAUCAAAAUAAUUGCAGAUGGCUUCCUAUUGACACCAAAUGCGUACAUGUUAAAUGUUUGGAACCAACUGGACUUAUUUAUUUUGAUUACUCUAUACGUAAACAUUGCGGUCGGAGCCAAUGCUAGUUCGUCCAGCAUUUCAAAGGUAUUUCGGGCAAUAAAGUCACUCCGCGCUCUAAGCCUUAUCAUACCGUAUGCGAUAUACGGGACGAACAUCUUUGCUGGACUUUUCUACCAAUGCAACGAUGCCUCUGCGAGCAAUAAGACUCAAUGCGUUGGUGAAUACAUCCAAUCGCCAUUUCUUCAAUGGAACGUCCUUCUUCCAAGGGUCUGGAAUACCCCUUAUUCGUACAGUUUCGAUGAUUUCAAGUCAAGCUUCCUUAUUCUAUUUGAAAUUGUAUCCGAGGAAGGUUGGGUUGAUGUCAUGUCAAGCUCCAUGCAAAUUGCUGGGCGAGAUUUGCAACCUCGGCCGAAUGUAUCGGUGUGGAACUCGGUAUACUUUUGUGUAUUCAACUUGGCGGGUGCGGUUUUUGUGUUGACCAUGUUCGUUAGUGUCAUUGUUUCCAAUUAUCAGGAGAAAUCAGGAGAUGCAUAUCUCACCGAGGAACAAAAGCGAUGGAUGGAUCUUAAGAAAUUGUUAAAACAAAUAAAACCGUCGAAAAGGCCAAAAGUUCGACCACAAAGUCGGUUUAGGGCCUUUUGUUUUGAUUGUGCUGCGGAGAAGAAAGGAAUUUGGCAUAAAUUUAUUACCGGCGUCUAUAUUCUGCAUAUUCUAUUGCUCAUGACUGAAAUUCAAGACCCAGCAGCCUGGUUGGAUCUCACUAGAAACUCGAAGGUUGAUGAUGAGUUCGAUGGGAUAAAUCAAUUACGGAAAGAUUACAAGCAGAGAAAAAAUACUCUUGAGGUUGAUUACUUGGACGUUGAAAAAUUGAAACACCGCCUGAGCAAAAUUCAUUCGAACAAAGUAUAUGAGAGGCGAAAAACAUACAAUCUUGUUUAUCAGGAAGCUCUGUUGUCGACGGAGAGGGAUGUCAAUGGAAAUGAAAAAGGGAUCUCCUUUACCAAUAUGCUUUUAAUGCUUGCCCAUUAUAAGCUCAUUGAUGACGAAAAGUGCCUAGAGAUUCAAGAAUAUGUCAAAAGAAAGAUAAAGACCGAUAGAGUAGCAGAUAAUGUUAAUAAAGAUCGCGUAAAAUCGUUGUUACGCACGAUCUAUUUGCGUCGAAAAUACAAAGCUAUUAGGGAGCAGAAGUUGAAUGCCAAAAAGAUGAAUGAUACUGUUCCUCGGAUUAUGGUUGAUAUUUUUAACGAUGAAGAGGAGGAGGAAGAAAGAACACCCGGCCUUAGGAUUGAUACGAACCUUAUACUUGGAAUGAACUCAAAAAUCCGAAUUUCCAUGAGUUCAGCCAGUUCUCCUGGGUCUGAUGGUUCACCAGCCGGAAGUUCCUUAAAUCUUUUUUCAUCUCAGAAUUCGUCCGGAGACAAUUCACCGAGACAUUCAAUUAACACGUAA
Molecule: messenger RNA, 2604 nt
Organism: Acaulospora colombiana
Lineage: Eukaryota; Fungi; Glomeromycota; Glomeromycetes; Diversisporales; Acaulosporaceae
Source: the annotation of a GenBank genome assembly